AUGAAAAAGGAAGGCUCCUCAGGUUCCUUCAGAAUCAAGGCAAACCCAGGCUCCCUCUCACGUGCUGUGAGUUGGAUAAAUUUCUCCUCCCUGUCCAGGCAGACAAAGAGGCUGUUUCGCAGUGAUGGAGAGCUGUCGGCUUGUGGACAGCAGGUGGAAGCAGAUGAUGAGAACUGGAUAUACAGGACCCAGCCCAGAAAAGCGGUUUCCAACUUAGACGAGGAGAGUCGAUGGACUGUCCACUACACGGCACCAUGGCAUCAGCAGGAGAAUGUGUUCCUUCCCACCACAAGACCCCCCUGUGUGGAGGACCUGCACCGCCAAGCCAAGCUCAACCUCAAAUCAGUGCUGAGGGAAUGUGACAGGCUGAGGCGAGAUGGCUGCCGAAGUUCUCAGUACUAUUCUCAGGGACCCACCUUUGCAAUCAGCUCCAGUCCAUGCGACGAUUAUCAAGAUGAAGAUGCAGAAACAGACCAAAAGUGUUCUCUCUCUUCAUCUGAAGAAGAAAGAUUUAUCGGUAUCAGGAGACCUAAAACGCCAACCUCAGGUGACUUCUCCGGCCUUCAUACUCAGACGAACUGGACCAAGUCCCUGCCACUGCCAACACCAGAAGAGAAGACACGGCAGCAAGCCCAGACGGUUCAGGCUGAUGUGGUUCCUAUUAACAUAACUGCAUCAGCCACUGGCCAAGAUGAUGAUGGUAGUGCUCAUUCGCUGUAUGUCCCAGACCACUACUCUACAUUAGGAAAGCUUGAUAGCUAUCAGUCCACUGGGCAAUGCUUGGAAACCCGGGACUCCAGCUGUCAGACCGAAGAAGUGAAAGUCAUCCCACCAUCAAUGAGAAGGAUCAGGGCUCACAAGGGGAUAGGCAUUGCUGCCCAGAUGAGCCACCUCUCAGGUUCCUCUGGCAACAUGUCUGUGCUGAGUGACUCAGCUGGUAUCAUGUUCCCAUCUCGCCUCAAUAACGAUGCUGGUUUCCACAGUCUUCCUCGUACUGUCACAAGAGCAAGCACCUAUUCACUGGAGGCAAGGAUGGGUGCCCUGGGCUCUGCUGAAGAUGUGGAUGACACUUUUCCCUACCAGAGGAGUAACUCACAGGGGCAUGAAAACUUUGCACAUUUAGGAGGAGCCUUGAGUACUGGGAUGCUUUCAAGACCCAGCUCCCAGCUGAGGUUCUUGGAGAGUCCAGCAUGCGUGGUUUCACCUCAUGCAGCCUACUCUACCAGCGUCAUCCCAAAUGCUACACUACUGUCCUCUUCAGAGGUCAUUGUCAUUCAUACUGCUCAGAGUGCAGGACAGCUGGACAGUAGAACACCUGGCUCAUCUUCAUACUCAAAGAUAAAACCCAGAGACAGUCCUCCACCCAGAUGUUCUGUGAAAGAUGACCAUCAGUCCCCCUGUCAUCACUGGAACGAGGGUCAUAUCAUUCAUUCACAGGCUUUAGCCUCCUCUGCCCCCAGUGCCACCACACUGUUAUCCCUCCAUGAUUCAGAGGUCUCUCUAAAUGCCCCAACAAAUAGGGAGAAUGGAUCCCAAGCCAUACUCUAUCAUUGUAGAAACAGCCUGAGCUUUCCUGCCCACCCUCCAGAUGUGGAUGGCAAAAGCGAGUAUAGUUAUUCAGGAGACAGGGGAUGUGGCACUUCUGAGCCCUGGGAAUAUAAAGCCUCCACCAAUGGGCGGGCAUCCCCACUGAAACCACAACUGGCAACUCCUGGUUGCUCGACUCCCACAAGUAACAUGAGCAGCUGCAGUUUGGACCAAACAUCUCUCAAGGAAGAUGCCAGGUCCUUGUAUUCAGAGGACCACGAUGGUUAUUAUAUGACCACGCAGAGUGAUUCUAGACACGAGGCUGGGAACUUGUACAGUAUCAGUGAUGAGUUUGAGAACUCCAGGCACAGCAUGGUCAAUGUUUUUGAUGGAAGGGCUCAGAGAAGCCAAGGGGAUCAGGCCACUCACCAGGAUAAAAUCCUUUCGAGAAACAUCUCUCUGAAGAAAGCAAAGAAACCACCCCUGCCACCAUCCCGGACCGAUUCUCUGCGAAGGAUUUCUAAGAAGAACAGUCAGACAAAUGGGCAGCUGCUCAAUGAAAGCCUGAUCGCCUCCCUCCAACAUUCCCUGCAGCUAAGCCUCCCUGGCAAGGGUAGCAGCUCCCCUUCCCAGAGCCCCUGCAGUGACUUUGAGGAACCCUGGCUCCCCAGGUCCAGAAGCCAGAGCAUCAUUAGCGAGGGUAGUAGCAUGACCUCCACCACCACUCCCAACGUGUAUUCUCUGUGUGGGGUCACUCCAUCUCAGAGCGACACAAGCAGCGUCAAGUCGGAAUACACGGACCCUUGGGGCUACUACAUUGACUACACAAGUUUGCAGGAAGAUCCAGGGAACCCCACAGGGGGCUGCUCAGCCACCAGUGAGGCAUCAACUGGAAAUGGGCCAGUCUGCCACAUCCAGGAGGGGUCGAGAGUCCCAGUGCCCCAAGUGCCGGGCUGCUCAGUUAAACCAAAGAUUACCUCACCAGAGAAGUCACAGAGAGUCACCUCUCCAUCCAGUGGGUAUUCUAGCCAGUCGAAUACACCCACGGCACUCACCCCGGUGCCUGUGUUUUUAAAAUCAGUGUCACCAGCAAAUGGAAAGGGGAAGGCCAAACCCAAAGUUCCUGAAAGAAAAUCGUCUCUGAUCUCUUCUAUGUCGAUCUCCUCGUCGUCCACUUCUCUCUCCUCUACCGAAGGAAGUGGUACCAUGAAGAAGCUGGAUUCAGCCCUGGCCUCAGUCAUUGCUCCUCCCCCUCCUCCUCUUCCCCCUCUGCCUUCUCCGUGUCUGGCAGACAAGUCCCCUUUUCUUCCACCACCUCCUCCUCUAGCAGACUGCUCCGAAGGUUUUCCUCUGGUGGAGGGUUUCCCCCCUCCACCACCAGAAGCCCUUGUUCCCUUCUGUUCUCCCACUGACAGGUGCCUUUCUCCUUCUACCAUAGCAGUUAGCCCCUCUCUUCCAAGAUCCUCAUCUCCCUUGCCAGCACCUCCACCUUUCUUGCCCCCUUCAGAACCCCCACCCGCUCCGCCUCUGGACCCCAAAUUCAUGAAAGAAAGUAGGCCCUUUUUCAAAAACUCUAGCCAGUCCCAAUCCUCUAGGGAGGCCCUCAGGCGGCCUGCCAACAAGGAGGAGAGCUGUCGGCACCCCAUGCCCCUGAUCACCACCGAAGCUUUGCAGAUGGUGCAGUUGAGGCCAGUGAGAAAGAACUCAGGUGCCGAGGCAGUCCUGUUUUCUGAACCAUCAGCUCAGGAACAACGAACUCCGACUGCUCCACAGUAUCACUUAAAGCCAUCUGCUUUCCUCAAAUCCCGAAAUAGCAUAAAUGAAAUGGAGAGUGAAAGCCAGGCUGCCUCUGUGACGAGCUCGCUUCCGAUGCCUGCCAAGAGCCAGAGUCAGGGUGACCAUGACAGUGCAGUCGAGCGUGGGGGCCUUCAGAGCUGCAGUGAUGGAGCUCCAGGCCCGGGUCCCAGCCUCAGGACCACUCUGCUCCCAGACUCUUCACCCAGCAGAAAGCCACCCCCCAUCUCCAAGAAGCCCAAACUGUUCCUGGUGGUACCACCUCCACAGAGAGAUUUCACAACGGAGCCCACAGAGAACGGGAGCGAAGCUUUCCCAGGCGUGCCCAGCCCUACCAGGGCAAACAGGGAAGCUGUGCAUAGCCAAGAGGAGAAAUCCAGCCCACCAUCCCGAGCUGGCUCUCAUGCUACAGCCCCCACCCCUGGCAGUCCAGCGUUAGAAAGAGGAACUGCAGGGUCCUUGUCCUCUGGCAUUGUGGAAGCCAAUGCCCCCAUGGUCCAACCUAGUACAUCACCGGGGUCCACACAGGAAGAGUCGGGCGAGAACAGCGUGGAUGGUGAGAGAAAUGCGAAGAGCUGCCUGUCUCAACAGGGCCGAGAAGCUGGGUUGCUGGAACCCAACACAACUGCUGCUUCUUCAGACACCGUGGACCUAUCUAAGGAAGAAGGAAGCGAUGAGGUGCUGACUCCCACUAAACCCAGGACAACAGAAGACUUGUUUGCAGCCAUUCACAGAUCCAAAAGGAAAGUCCUUGGUCGGAAAGACUCAGAAGAUGAUCAUACUCGAAAUCACUCUCCCUCCCCGCCUGUGACACCCACGGGUGCUGCCCCUAACCUGGCCUCUCCAAAGCAAGUAGGGUCCAUCCAGAGAAGCAUAAAAAAGAGCACUACCAGCAGUGACAACUUCAAAGCUCUUCUGCUAAAGAAGGGGAGUCGCUCGGACACCAGCGCUCGCAUGUCAGCGGCAGAGAUGCUCAAAUCCACGGACCCUCGAUUCCAGAGAUCUAGGUCAGAGCCUUCGCCAGACAUCCCGGACAGCCCAUCCAGCUGCUCCCCCAACAAGAACAAGAGAGCUCAGGAGGAGUGGGCCAAGAAUGAAGGCCUGAUGCCUCGGAGUCUGUCCUUUUCCGGUCCUCGGUACAGCCGCAGCAGGACCCCACCUUCUGCAGCCAGCAGCCGGUACAGCAUGAGGAACCGCAUCCAGAGCAGCCCCAUGACAGUCAUCUCUGAGGGAGAGGGAGAACCUGCUGAGCCAGCAGACAACAAAACACACAGGGCCCUGGACACUGCCAGUCGAUGCUCUCUGGACAGACUGGCGGGGCAGGAGAUGGACCAGGACAGCCUGCUCUGUAUCGAGGAGCCUGCCACUGUGGAUGGGAUAGGAAGGGCUGAGGGCAAUGGUCCCUCAGAGCAGUGUGAGGGUACUGAACAGAAGAGUUAGUAUCAGAACCUGCCUCUCAUAAAUGAGGCAGGAAGGUGAGCUAUGCAUCACUCUAGGAAGUCUCUGUGGCCUUUUCCUGUCUUGUGGGGACCCCACUCAGCAUUGGUGUUGGAGAGUUCUCAGCCUUGCGGCUCUCUUAGGACUCACUCGCCAUGUGACUUAAAAGCAAGUAGAAGCUUCAACUUCUGAAAGUGCUUCCUGGGGAAGAUGGUUUUUUUUUGUUUGUUUUUUUGGGUUUUUUUUAGUUUGUUUUUU
Messenger RNA from Grammomys surdaster, 5016 nucleotides. It is a transcript of the gene Nhsl1, whose product is annotated as NHS like 1. Gene Ontology annotation, biological process: cell differentiation. Lineage: Eukaryota; Metazoa; Chordata; Mammalia; Rodentia; Muridae. The coding region runs from base 1 to 4761 and encodes 1586 amino acids. The transcript has 7 exons. The record is from RefSeq and is a predicted model, not a curated record.